UAUAUUACAUGGGAUUACAUGCACGUAAACUUCAUUAGUGCCAUAAGAGGGGACCUGCAGGAUGGCACGGGUUUGGCAUCUAAUGGUCUAUCUCCUGGCCAGGUCUCUUUCAACACUCUCUGCCCAAGAGGCAUUGAUUAUUAGUUUCCAGUCUUCCGCCAACAACAACGCUUCGUUGUAUACAUAUCGAGGCACGGUCGAGCAACUGUCAAAACCACCCAACAUCCAGCCUGUGGUGACAUCAUUCUCGUUAGCCGGUGUGACUAUUACCAGCCUGACCUCUGACCCCAGCAAUGAUGUUCUCUUCUUUUACGAUUACUACACACAAGCCAUAUAUCAAAUGUCGAAUUUUACUUCUUCGUCCGUCCGUCAAACGAUUAUGUUGCAAUCUGUUCCCAGUUCUAUAAACACUAACAUUGCGUUUGACUGGAUAACCCAAAAUCUCUAUUGCACUGAUGGACAUCUCGGUUGGAUUUUUGUGAUAAACUUGGCAAGUGCGAAUGAUAUGCGUAGGAUUCUCCUGGAUACAAAUAUGGAGUCACCAAAGGCUAUCACAGUCGACCCAACGGAAGGUUUCAUGUUCUGGGGAGACAACUACAGAGGUAGCACCCGUAUAGAGCGGGCAGACCUGUCUGGGGAGUUUCGUCAGGUGAUUGUGUCCAUUAGUAUUCUGAGUAUCGGGGACAUAUCCGUCGACGUCCAAGAAAAUCGUAUCUACUGGACAGAUACAAUACGCAACACCAUCGAACGCUGCAUGUAUGAUGGCAAACAAAGGGAGAUAAUCCAUCACCAGAAUAAUUACUUUUUCUCCAAAAUCGUAACUGAUCUCAUCCAUGUAUGUGUCACAGAGGAUUACCUGGAUAGACUGAUAUGUAUGUACAAAGGUUCUUCCGAGGAUGUUCUAUCAAAGAGGUACGGUCGGCAGCCUUACGGGCUUGAGAUCUUUGAUAGUUCUCGGAAACCACCAGCUUCAGACAAAUGUGCGCUGAAGACAUGUCAACACUUCUGUGCCCCGACUGCUACGGGAGCUACCUGUCUGUGUAAGAAUGGGUACACCCUUCAGGGGGACGGGACGUCAUGUACUGCGGAUCACGAUGUACCCGUGAAAGGAUUACUACUGGGAAACAGAACACAUGUUUGUGUAAUAGACUUAAUGAAUCUGAUGACAAACCUUCAAAAACUUCACUCCUGCUUACUAGACAAUCUAAAAGAUUUGACAUUUUUGUCUGUGGAUGCUAGAACCCUGGACGUGUUUUAUGUCGAUACGGGAACAAACAGCCUUAAGUCCGUCAAUCUGCAAACACGGAGUACUACAUAUCUCACUAGUACAGGACUUGUAUCAGGGUUAGCCUAUGAUUGGUUCGGUCGAAAUCUAUAUUGGACUGAAAAAGACACAAAGAAAAUCAAACUCGUCACCGUGGCAACGCGUGCGUCUAGUGACCUUGGAACUAGUACCCUGAGUCCGUCUGACGUAACGGUAGAUCCACAUGGACGAACAGUUUACUGGAUAUCGGGACCAGGUACAUCUCAAAAUACGAUACAGGCGAUCUCGACAAACGGCAGCAUGGAGCAGUCAGAAAUCGUGUCCACUGGCAAUUCACUAACGGCAUUGUACUACGAUACACUAGGGAACAGACUGUACUGGGUGGAAGAUGGGGCACUGAAGAGUUCUCUUGGAAGCGGAAGUGAUAUCACUGUACAUAAGAUACUGGCUGCACAAUAUCACUCACAGCUCCUCGUCUACAAGAGGUAUGUUGUUUGGGUCGGUUCUGCGAGUUCCCAGUUCCACACAAUGUCCAUGGAGAAUAAACAACUCAAAACUCUGGACGUCGAUGGAUUUGGAGAUAUAACAGGGAUGGCUGUAUUUGACAAAUCCAUGCAAACGUUGGAGCCAGAGCCAUGCUCCGUCCUAAACGGUGGCUGUUCCCAAGUAUGUAUCCCGACGUCCGAUACGGAGAGACGGUGUGCAUGCACAUUUGGAUUCACACUGCAACCAGACCAGGCAUCUUGCAAGAGCAAGCAAGUUCUGACGAACAACUUCCUAUUGGUACCCGACUUGAACCAUGCACGUCUGUACCAACUGUCCCUAGACGCUGUCUCGCCUGAGUUCCUGGCUCUUGAUAUACAGGUGGACAGACCAGUCGAUGCCGUGUAUGAUGCCAUAAAUCAAUUCAUUUACUGGACAGAGGCUAACCUCAAUGUUAUCAAGAGAGCUAAACCAGAUGGUUCACAAACCCAGACUUUACUAACUUUCUCACAAGAGUAUCCCGAACGGUUGGCCAUCGAUUCUGGUACUGGGAACGUGUUCUACACGACCUCGGCUGUCGGCGACACUUCCGAGAGGGACGGUAAAGUCGGAGUGCUAAGGAUAAUCCAGGACCAUGUCUACAAUAAGGUGUUAAUCAAAGACCAGGGUGCCGCCGACUUUGUGCAGGGACUGCUUGUUUAUCCUAAAAAGGGAUUUCUAAUCUGGAGCGUGACCGACUUUGAUAGUACAACAGUCGUUGGAGCAAUAUAUAAGUCUUUCAUGGACGGAUCUUCUGUCACCGUACUGGUAUCUGAUGUUAACAGACCUCAGGGUCUCACCAUGGACUACACAACCGAACGUGUGUACUGGUCUUCGUACGAAGGAAUAGGGUAUACAGAUUUGUUCGGGAACAAGGGUACAGUGCUACAGAGCUCGAAACAAUUGACAGAUUUGGUGGUAUCUAGUAAUGUCAUCUACUACACAGGUAGAAAUACCAGAAACGUCGUUAAGAUCGACAAGACUACUGGAGCAAACAUUCAUUGGUUAGAAAGUACUCCGGAAGUCGGCAACGUCAUUUCUCUCGAUAUAUACACCGGGCAACAACAACAGGCUAAUAUCAAUUGCGCCAAUAAUGGUAUGUGUGACGUUUUCUGUCUCCCAACACAUUUGGGGAAAUCAUGCGCAUGCCAGGAUGGAGUAUAUCUACAACCAGACGGUCUGUCAUGUGGAUCAAGUGUGAGAUGUGAAGCGAUAAUACCUAAUGGCCUGAUAUCAUCCUUCUGUACGGGAGUAGUAGGGGAAACCUGUACCUAUCAAUGUAAUUCUGGUUAUCAUAAAAACACCGAACAUUCCACUAUCACUUGUCUCUCUGCGGGUACUUGGACGACACUACGAACCAAUCUCUGCCUAGUGGAUUCCUCGCCUACUACCGUGACGACUUUACCGGUCAUCGUUGGAGUUGUUGUGGCGGCGGCAUUCGUUAUCGUAAUCAUCGUCAUUGUCGUUGUGUGUGUUUGGAAGAGAAAACGCAAACCACAGGGCUAUCCAGACUCUAUGUAUCUGAGUAGUAUAAACGGCAUGAACAUACCCACAGUGGUACAGAACCAGUAUGGGCUGACCGACGACAAUCUCGGCGCUGUAAGUCCACAACUUGUGGUGACACCUUCCGAUUACGCUGAAAAGAAUAAGAUUAAUCCCGCUUACCUCUAUCCACCAGAAGUGCGCGCAAGAUGCCCUUCACCGGAUCAUGUUUAUGCCGAGCUCCCGCCGGCUUACUCGCAGACAGACCCUAACUUCAUCAACCCGAUGGGAAGUGAACACGAGGACAUUGCUCAGCCAAAUCCAUACAUGGAUCCAGAAUUGAUCGCUGAUAAUGACUCAUAUAAACAACUACAGCAAGAGAGAAAAAAACGUCGCAGUCUACUGGAAAACUCCCCUAAGUCGAAUUCAUCCUAUCAUCAAAACGAUUCAUCCAUGAUGGAUAACGACCGCAGAGCACAUGAAAAUCCGUAUCUGCUGCCUGUUCACGAGUCGGAGGCAACCUCCUCAAAAUACGGAAAAUAUGAAAUUGAUCACCGUGGGCUUAAGAGCUCUAAACAUAACUUCGAUGCCAGCGAAUUUAAGCCAUACCAGAUUCAACAGGACACCGCAUCGGCAUAUAGCCGCCCAAACGACAUUGGACACUCUCCGAAGGGUCAGAGCGUCAAUUCAGGAGAAGCUCGUGGCCUAGCUAUCCAACAAUCCAACUCUGAUUUGCCUUCGCCUUCUCGACCGCAUGGUUACACUAACGAAUCCUAUUCUCCUUAUGUAACGUCUCAAUCCAAUCACCGUCGAUCUUUACAGGAUUCUCUACCAGGAAUCAACACACCGCCAUCCCAACAACUGUCUGGUCAUGACUAUAUUGAGUUGGGGAGAUGAUUAGUUAAUAAAUCAUGCAUGUUCUGGUAUGAAACAUCUCCCAAUAAUUACAACAAUAUUAAUGUUGAUAAUUUCGGAGAUAUCUUUCUAUUACCUUUAACAUUCCAAGCUGAUAACGAAGAUAAUUAGAAAAAAAAAUGAGGUGAAAUGACCUGUCCAAAUGUGGAAAAGAAUAUAAAUACUAGAUUUAAUUAGAAUCAGGCGACAGGGAAAUAAUGCUAUCUUGUAGUUAACACAAAAUAUUGUUUGCUUUAUCUGAAUCAAAAUGUACUGUUAAUAACUGACUGUCAUUUAACGAAACUUUAAUAUCUUUACCAAUGUGAGACAGACAACAGUCUCUACCAAAAUAUUCGAGGAAUGUAAUGUACCCGGUGAUCAAUUUGAUCUUUUGUAAUGCAGUUAUGAUAUAGACUAUUUCAAGCUUUAAAUACGCUUGCAACUACAUAGAACAGGGUAUUACCUUAAUCAAACGGACAAGAAGUUAAGUAAACUUAACCAAUGAUUGGUAUCAACUUAACUCUUUUGUUUUUUAGGGUCAUAUAAAACGUUAUUUGUUUAAAUGUAUGAUACAUUUCCAGAAUAUCAUAAUUCGAACUCAAAAUCGACAAAAUAAGGACAAAAUACGAACAAAAUAUAGAAAUAAAUUCACAAAGGAGACUAAGACGUGUUCCGGAGAAAACCCGCCAUUGUAAAUCUAGUACAGCUAUGGACCAUAACCAACGAUAUUGAUAAAUCUGGCCCCAACUUUGCCAAUGAAGCUUAUGUACUGUUUUCUAUCACCGGUACUGAGAGUGAGCUGCUCUAUUUAAACUCAAUUACGCUCUAAAACUUGAGCAAUUCAAUGUAGAUACCGUGAUAUUAUCAUCCUUAUAUACCUUACUUUCUCCCAGCCAAUCAGUGACGUUGUAAGAUCGGUAAAGCUUGGUGUGUGGUUUGCUGUGGUGACAUUUUGUUUUGUUUAGAUAAAGUUGAUAACGACGCUUUGCUUUGAUAUCGUCUUAGAAUACAUCUUUUCGUGCUUGGAUUUCUCUCUUUCAUGUAAGAUUAUUCUAUUUCUAAUACUAGCAGUUAUUAUUAAUAAUGUUACUACUAAUAUUCUGGUCAUGUGUUUGUUUUAAGCUCACCUGCCCGAAGGACAUGUGAGCUUAUGCCGUGUCACAGCGUCCGUCGUCCGUCCGGCCGUCCGGCCGUCCGGCGUCAACUUUUCCAUUUAAACAAAUUCUUCUCAAUAAUCAAGAGGCCCAGACAGCCAAUAUUAUACUUGGACCAUAAUAUAAUUUUGAAAGAGUCAAAUUGGCCAAAAUAUUUAAAAGACACUUUUACAAAUAACAGCGACAGCCUGAGAUCUCUGAUACACUUGUUCUUAAUUAUGUUUAUGUAUAUAAAGGAUCACUGGAUAACAGGUGAGCGAUUCGGGCCCAUUGGGCCCUUGCUUUUGUGUACUUAUUUAUACAUUGUUAUAACCAGCAAAUAGUAAAUAAUAAUAUUGUGUGUAUGUAAAUACGUAGGGAAUGCUCAUGUAAAUAGAUUUUAUUUUGCAUAGGAAAUAAAGAUGCAUAUACAUGUUCAUGUUAAUAUCA
Messenger RNA from Pecten maximus, 5745 nucleotides. RefSeq names its product low-density lipoprotein receptor-related protein 4-like. The transcript is spliced from 20 exons. The coding region runs from base 62 to 4165 and encodes 1367 amino acids. Lineage: Eukaryota; Metazoa; Mollusca; Bivalvia; Pectinida; Pectinidae. The record is from RefSeq and is a predicted model, not a curated record.